Exophiala oligosperma is the source of this 2564-nucleotide messenger RNA. RefSeq lists its product as uncharacterized. Gene Ontology annotation, molecular function: protein dimerization activity. The coding region runs from base 273 to 1631 and encodes 452 amino acids. The record is from RefSeq and is a predicted model, not a curated record. The transcript has a single exon. Lineage: Eukaryota; Fungi; Ascomycota; Eurotiomycetes; Chaetothyriales; Herpotrichiellaceae.
CUGACAUUGUUUUCUCUGCUUCACACUCCGUACAAUCAAGAAACAACCACUUUCCGCUCUCUAACUCUCUAGCGCCCGUUCCAGGUUGCCUUCAGCCCCGUGCAAGCGACCGUCAGCGCGAUCCUGUUCGUCAGAUAGGAGCCGGGAGCCGUACUAGGGACACUGGACCCCUAUACAACGAUACCAGCAGAUUUCCAUUUUUUGCAAAAACGAGCAAAAAGCGGUACCCUCAGGGCCUCGACAGCCGGGACCGUCAGCCGCCACUUGAAACGAUGCCAUUUCGAAAUGCUUACCAAGGGCAGAAUGGCUCUCAUGACUUUCAUAACCAGCGUCACGCCCAACACCUAGCCAUCGUUGAUCCCGACUCCGUCGAUUACAGCGGGUGGCAUGAGAUGGACUUUACGACGGCACCCCUCAAUCAUCCCUCCAUAGCCACGACCUCCGAUAUCCAGCAAGCUCAGGGCCCCAAGUACGCGGCCAGCAUGGACACCGACAUUGACUCAAUGGCCUAUCUACGCCCCGGCCGGCGACAGAACUCCACAGGCUCUUCUCACCAUCAUCAGCAGCAACAGCAGCCCGCCCUCCCCUCAGGAGACCUCUACAGCACCGGACCCUUCACCUACUCGCAGCUUCUCAACAUGGACGCUGACCUGACGUCCCUGGAUCAGUCGAGCCUCAGCAGCUCACGCACCGACACCGACUCCAACAUGAUCAACGACGGCAGCACCAUGGCCAGCUCACUCUCGGGGGCUGACGCCCUCAACACCUCGCCCCCCGUCGCCACGCUCGAUCCCAUCUCGAUCCAGCUGUCCAAGAACGACGAAAAGCUGUGCCCCCUGAUAGCAGGCCAGGUCGACUCCUGCCAGCCGCAACGGUGCGGCCCAGACGCCCCGUGCAUGAACUUCACCACGCUCCCGCCCAUCGAGGAAUGCACGUCGGUCCCGUGCAUAACGCAGUCGUCGUCCCCCAACGAGACCAUGAUCACCAGCGAGAGCGUCGUGUCCCUGCACCAACGACCCGGCCUCGGCUCGAGGUCGACCACCGGGCGGUCGGCAGGCGUGCGGCGGUCGUCGACGUCCUCCGGCGACAACCAGGUGCAGUCGGUGCCGCUCCCCCCUCGCACCUCCAACAAGACCGCGGCGGCGCGGCGCCAGGCGGGCCGGAACAACAACAAGAAGGUGGCCGCGGUCGCCGCCACCGAGAUCCGCUCCGACGACGACGACGAUGACGAUCAGAUGAACCCCAACAAGCCGACCGCGCCGUCCAAGGCCGAUGCCAAGCAGCGCGCGAAGCAAGCCCACUCGCUCGUCGAGCGCAAGUACCGCGAGAACCUGAACGCGAAGAUCGCCCAGCUCCACACCACACUGCAGUCGUCCCACUACGGGCCCAAGGCCAACGAGGACGGCGACAGCGACGCCCCCAGCGCGGCCGUGCCCGCCAACAAGGUCCGCAAGAGCGACGUCCUGACCGAGGCCAUGAACUACGUCAACCAGACCGAGGUCGAGAUGCGGCACAUGGAGAACGAGAUCCAGAGGUUGGGCGAAAGAGUGAGGGUGCUGGAGAAACUGGUCCGCUGCGAAGACUGCAGUCUGCUCAAGCAGAUGGUCAACCUUCAAGUCCAAGCCGUCUGAUGGUGCCCGAAUCGUGCAAGCACACGAGACGAAUUUCUUUUUGCAGCCUUUUUGUUUCUUGAUGGAAAUCCAUCUUUGCUCAAUGCUUUGUUUACUCUGGCUCUCCCUCCAACUUUCGACACGGAUCAUCAUCAUCAUCAUCAUCAUUACUCAUCAUCACCAUCAUCGACUACAUCCGGCCAAAGGCUCGUGGUACCGAGUCCAAUUUCACAUUUGACGGGGGGAAUGGGAGGCCAAGAGCGUUUUCGGCGCUAUUUUCGGGUCACAAAUCCAAAAGGAUUCAAGGUGUUACACAAAGGGAAUCAACGUUUCUGGCGUUCUUGGACUUUUCCUUUUUUUUCGUGUCUUUCUGGUGCAAACCCCAUCAGACUUUUUGUCUAAAGGGUUAUUGGGUUUAGCAAAUGGGGAAGGGCAGGCAACGCGUCUAGCCAUGAGGAAUUAUUGAAAGUGUGACGGGAAAUUUUUCAUGUAUGAAGGAUUUUUUCGAGCUUUUGAGAACGUGUGUGAGGUGGUGAAACAAGAGUUCACACUCCCACGAACGAAGAAGAAAAAAGGGGCCAAGAUGCGACGAUAUGGUAUGGGAAACAAUGGACACACACUCCCUCCCGAUCCAUCCGUAUUGAGGGUACAUGUAGUUGGGAGGAUGAUAUAUAUAUGCACGAAGAAGCAAGCACACAUGAAACCGGGCGGCUCUCAAAAAAAAGAAAGAGAUGCUGGCCACGGGAUGCUCCAGACGAAAAGACUUUUUGAAAUGCAAAUUCGCGACGGUUCAAGAACUAUUCACUCCGUACACACUCCUUGCUUUUUCUUGUUCUUUCUUCCACGCUACGGGUAAACCUCUUUGCCACCUCGAAACGGCACUUUGGAUCGACGGUCUUUAUCAAUGGAUCAAUUUCUGUAAUUAAGAUAUAAAAUGUCCAUCCCAUCUCGCAG